AUGACUGCCUCCAGGCAGAGGACAAUCCUGCAAGCACGAUCUUACUGUGAUGUCGUCCCGUCUCAGCCCACCAGACGCACCAUCACCCCUCGUUUGCCAUUCCAAGGCACGUCGGCAUUCUAGAUAAUUCUGUCGACCAUGAAAGACAAGACGAAGGAAUGAGGUGCCAUCCACGUGCGGUUUGUGAUCGUGAUGUGAUGAUGCCUGUUGACCGUUCAGAGACUGGAGGUGGUGCGGUGGUGGGGAUCGACGCCCAUGGCCGACUGAUAAAAAUCGGAGGGCGGACACCCUACGUCAAUUGUGGUCCUAUGAUCUCAGCGUGCAUCAUUCAGAGUGGAGGUAAGGAUUGGCUCCCUUUUUGGCCCGAGAGUAGGGCCGUCGGUACAAAUCCUUUCGCAAAGGCAUUGCAAUGUUCAACAAAUCUGGAUGAAGGGAAGAUGGCAUUGUGCAUGGGUUUGGUGUUUGCCCGCUUCUUUCUUAACCCUUUUUUCCCUCUGGUCUCGCCUUCCCCACAUAGGCCGGGCCAAUCAGCGGUCCUCACUUAUGUGGGAUGUUUGACCUGGAUAUUUUGAGGCUUUUUCUCCCGGCAAAUUCUAGUCUCGAGACGUGGGAUCGCGUUCGGCUCCGACUUGGGAGAAGUAGACUUUCCUUUGGAUGGUGAAAGCGGGAAAAAAAAAAGGGGAGAAUCCUUUCCCUUCACUGUGAUAGGGAUCGCUGUACACCACGC
Aspergillus welwitschiae is the source of this 727-nucleotide messenger RNA. RefSeq lists its product as uncharacterized. Bases 159 to 572 code for a protein of 137 amino acids. The transcript is spliced from 2 exons. The record is from RefSeq and is a predicted model, not a curated record. NCBI's taxonomy places the organism in Eukaryota, Fungi, Ascomycota, Eurotiomycetes, Eurotiales, Aspergillaceae.